Danaus chrysippus (African queen) is the source of this 1893-nucleotide messenger RNA. Lineage: Eukaryota; Metazoa; Arthropoda; Insecta; Lepidoptera; Nymphalidae. The record is from the annotation of a GenBank genome assembly.
AUGUCCCGGAUUCCAAAAUAUCCAGUUACUGCUGCUAAAGAAAACCGACCAGGAAUAUCUAACAACCGUAUAAUAUCAAGAACAAUCGGAAAUGGCUUAAGUGAUGUUGAAAAGAAGAAUCUGCUUUUGAAUCACACUAAGCCAAUGAAUGGCACCGCAAGCAACAAGGUUGCAGCUCCUCGCAUUAAAAGAUCUGCCACAGCACCUUCUUCUGCUACUGUUCCCACUAAAGCAGCUAAAGUUGAAAAGAAAACUACUACUGUUGCAGCAAGAAUUCCUUCUUACGAUUACAAAGCUAGGUUCAAUGAUUUAGUGGAGAAACACAAAGUCAUUAAGAGCGAGUUGAGUGAAUUAAAGGAAAAACAUUUGGAGAUAUCCGAUGAGUAUGAAAAAGUUAAAGACACAGUUGAAAGCAGCGCUUCAGAAAGGGAUGCUUUGAAAGAAAAACUGUUGAAUACUUACACAGAGUUAAGAAAACACUCUACCGACUUGGAAAGCUUAAAAUUAGAUUUUGAACUACUAAAACGUGAAAAUGACGAUCUUCAUGGAAAGACUAGACUGUUAGAAGAUGUGACUAAAAGUUUAAAAAUAAAGACAUCUGAAUAUGACAAACUUAAAACGGAAUUUGACGACUUAACUCGUAGAUAUAAAAGUCUAAGUGAAGAGGCUGAAGCUUUGAGAGUUUUAACUGACCACCUUAAGAAAGUAUCCGCUGAAUAUGACACAUUACAAAUCAAUCAUAAAGAUGCCCUUGACACUAUAUCCAAAACAAAAUCUGAUUCGGAGGCAUUGCAAAAUAUAUUAGCUAAUAUGUAUAAAGAACAGAGAAUGUUAAGAAAUACUGUACAAGAUUUGAAAGGAAAUAUCCGAGUUUACUGUAGGGUGAGACCUCCAUUGGAAUCUGAAUCAUCGAAGCCCCUGUACAAUCUUAAUGUCCUUGAUGCUUGUUCUAUGGAGGUAGAAAAGAUUGAGUUAUUAAAUUCAGCAAGAAAGGGUAAAUCUCAACAUUCAUUUUCAUUUGAUGGCAUAUUUACACCGCAUGCAUCUCAGGAAGAUGUAUUUGCUGAAGUUUCGCCAAUGGUCCAGUCAGCGUUAGAUGGCUACAAUGUUUGUAUAUUUGCCUACGGUCAAACCGGCUCUGGUAAAACCUACACGAUGGAAGGUGGUAAUGGGGCAGAAAAAUAUGGUAUUAUUCCAAGAGCUAUUGACAUGAUUUUUGACUGUAUGGUAGAUCUUAAAAGAAUGGGGUGGGAAUUGUCCAUCAAAGCUUCAUUUUUGGAAAUUUACAACGAAAUUAUAUAUGACUUAUUAAACUCUAGUAAGGACCAGGAGAGUCAUGAAAUAAAAAUGGUCAACUCAAAGUGUUCAGAUCUAUAUGUAUCUAAUUUGAAAGAAGAAGAAGUGAAGAGCUCUCAUGAUUUCAUCAGGUUAUUGAUAUUUGCCCAACGUAACAGACAAACCGCUGCAACAUUGAACAAUGAAAGGAGCUCGAGGUCACAUUCGGUUGCACAAAUAAAAAUAUCAGCUAUUAAUGAAAAACGAAAAGAAAAGUUCACAAGCAACUUGAAUCUUGUAGACUUGGCUGGUUCAGAGAGUGGAAAAACAACACAAAGAAUGGAUGAAACUAAACAUAUCAACAGAUCACUCUCUGAGUUAUCUAAAGUUAUCUUAUCUUUACAGACAAAUCAGUCUCACAUACCUUACAGGAAUUCCAAACUCACACAUCUGUUGAUGCCGAGUCUGGGGGGAAAUUCUAAAACACUUAUGUUGGUGAAUAUCAAUCAAUUCGACGAAAGCUUCAAUGAGACUCUUAACUCCUUGCGGUUUGCUACUAAAGUGAACAGCUGCAGAACAAUCAAGGCAAAGAAGAAUAUAACUAUGGUUGAUUCAUAA